AUGAAGUAUCUCUUUAAUUUGCUCUUGGUGAUCAUUUUUUCAAUCGACCACGGUGUGUCUGGUGUUGGUACAGAUAAGGUGUCAGUGUCAGUGAUGGAGGGAGAUUCAGUCACUCUAUACACUGGUGUUCAAACAAACCAACAAGAAGAUAUUAGAUGGUAUUUUAAUGACACUCGCAUUGCUCUAAUCACUGGAGAUCUCAGUACGAUCUGUACAGAUGUUCAGUGUAAUAAUGGCACUGAGAGAUUCAGAGACAGACUGAAGCUGGAUCAUCAGACUGGAUCUCUGGCCAUCACAAACAUCACAAACACACACUCUGGAGAAUAUAAACUACAGAUCUUCAGCAAAAACAGCACCAGUGACAAGAUCUUCAAUGUUACUUUCCAUGGUGUUCCUGAAGUGAAGAGAAAGUUACUGAAGAAGGGAGAAUCUGUUACUUUAGAUUCUGCUAUAGCAAAAAAAAGAAACGAUUCAAUGACAUGGUAUUUUAAUCAGAUUCUCAUUGCUGAAAUCACUGGAGAUCAGAGUAAGAUCUGUACAGAUGAUCAGUGUGAUGAGAGAUUCAGAGACAGACUGAAGCUGGAUCAUCAGACUGGAUCUCUGACCAUCACAAACACCAGAAACACAGACUCUGGAGAAUAUCAACUGAAGAUAAUCAUCAACAAAAGCAACUUCAGCAUCACUACAGUGAAGAGAUUCAAUGUUACUGUCACUGGUGUGUAUAAUUUAUUCAUUAUAAGUAAUUCAAUGCAUUUUCCUUUGAACAAUUAAAAAAAAAAAAAAAAAGUUCAGUAUUUUAAAAUCAACCCAAUAAUGUUUGAUUGUGAGCUGCUUAAAAAGCAAACUUUGAUUAAUGUUACUAACAUGAAAAAUCCAUAAUAUUAGUUUUCCUCGUGUUUUGUGUUGAGCUCACAGUGUUGAUGCUGUUUUAUCUGCUGUUAAAAAAACCCUAC
Ctenopharyngodon idella (grass carp) is the source of this 953-nucleotide messenger RNA. RefSeq lists its product as uncharacterized. Lineage: Eukaryota; Metazoa; Chordata; Actinopteri; Cypriniformes; Xenocyprididae. The record is from RefSeq and is a predicted model, not a curated record. The transcript has 3 exons. The coding region runs from base 1 to 771 and encodes 256 amino acids.